AGUAAGUUAUGAAUCACGAACAAGGUCAUUAGAUCUGAACUAUUCACACAAAUCCGCAUGCUGUAUAGUAGCAAUGCUAUGUAAUCUUCAUAUCAUAUCAUGCUUGAAACACGCACACAAUAAAUCAGAAAGCAAAGGCUGACAUUUGUAUUAUCGCCAGCUGAGUUCCGUCUCAUUUACUUCUAUAUGGUAGCUCACUUUUGUUACGACAGUGCUGUGAGUAGUACUGUCGAUAAUUUUGUAUUUAUUUUAUAUUUAUUUCAAGGUUACAUUUUCUUUUAUAUUAUUUUCUACGGCAAAAUCUAUGCAUUCACAUAAAAACGUCUAUGAAUUCAUUAGUGAAGUCAAAUUGUUUUCAUUUUUUAACAAAACUCAAAAGAUCAUCAAUAUAACCUAACCAAAGUACAACCAAGAAAAUCAUUUGUAGUGAAUUUACAAGUUAUGUCUCAACUUGAUCAUGCAAUCUAAAUAUUAAUUAUUAACACAACAGAGUAAAUAAGAUUUGAAUAUCUAAUGGAAUGCCAAGUGACAAUCACACACUAGUCAGCCUUACAUACAUUCACAGUUAGAAAAAAUUUCAGAAAGAGUAUUCAACUAUUUCAUCAGUUUCCAAAUUACCUAAUAAGAUACCAAAUAAUUGUGAUCUUCAAUAUUAUUCCAAGCAACAUCAAAAGUGAAAGUGUACUUAUUUUUAUGUUCAGUGUACUUACAUAUGUUAUGCAAUAACCACGUCAAGAUAAAUCCAUCAUCAGCAGGUACUUAGAGAUCAUUUUGGAUCAAUUACCUGUGGAGCUAAUGUCCAGUUCAAUAUUACCAUGGACGCAAGCAAGGCAAAAGUUCAUCCAAAUCCCCGAGAGAAGUCAAACAUUUUAUCAGUGUUAUUCUGGACUUGGACACUUAAGUUAUUCAGAACUGGAUACUCGAAAAUUCUAGGUCCUGCCGAUCUGUUUGACCCAUUGAAAACUGAUCGAUCUGGAGUUCUUGGCGAUCGACUGGAGAAACAAUGGUUCCUGGAAUUAGAAUCUAAGAAGAAGUCAAAAAAGAGGCCGAAUUUUUUAACAACAAUUUUCCGGUGUUUUAUGUGGGAAAUCUUUUUUUACGGUGUUAUUCACGCAUUCAAUGAAUUUAUUCUUAAGCUAGGAAUUCCGAUUCUGUUAGGAAGACUUUUGAGAUAUUUCAGAGAAAAUGGCGGAGUGACUUACAAUGAUGCGCUGAUGUAUGCAGGAGGUAUUUGUCUAGCAACAGGAAUCAGUGCAAUCACAUUAAAUCAAACGCUUUUUGGAGGUUACCAUUUAGGUGGUAGGAUAAGGAUAGCUGUUUGUUCAAUAGUUUACCGCAAGGCACUAAGAUUAAGCACAACUGCUUUUGGCGACACAGCACCUGGUAAAGUUGUAAAUUUAAUCGCCAAUGAUGUCAAUCGAUUCGAUUUAGUAUGCAUCUUAUUUCAUUACAUGUGGUCAUCACCACUGUCUGGAUUGAUAAUUGCAUAUUUCUUAUACGAUGAAGCCGGCUAUGCUGGUAUAAUUGGAUUAUUAGCAGUUUUUAUUGUGGUUCCUAUUCAAUCGUAUACAGGAAAAUUAUCAUCAAAAUUCCGACUUCAAACGGCUAUAAAAACUGAUGAACGAGUGAGACUAAUGGAUGAAAUAAUAUCAGGAGUUCAAGUAAUUAAGAUGUAUGCUUGGGAAAAGCCUUUCUGUAUUAUGGUAGCAUUAGCUAGGAAAUUGGAACUUAAAGUAGUACAAAAAUUCUCUUGGAUACGAGGAAUCUACAUGACUUUUAAUUUAUUUACAACAAGAGCAGCUAUCUAUUGUACACUUGUAGGAAUGAUGUUUUUUAGUCAACAAAUAACUGCCGAAAAAGCAUUUGUAAUCGCUUCCUUUUUCAAUGUUCUUGCUAACACAAUGUCAGCAAUGUUCGUUCGUGGUGUGGCUGAAAUUGCCGAGUGUAUUGUAGCAGUGAGACGUUUACAGUAUUUUUUGAUGUAUGAUGAAGUUGGUCAAUUAAAUAAAUUGACUUAUCCUGACAGAUCAUCAGUUAUUGAAGAAGAAACAACAACAGUGGAUCUGGUAAACUCAAUAAAUCAUGUAGCAAAUCAUAAGCCAGAUGGUGAUAACUGGGCUGUGAGGAUUAUAAACGCGACAGCAAAAUGGGAGCCAAGUAGUCAAGAAAAUACUCUAAAUAAAGUUACCAUCAAGCUGGAACGAGGAAAACUGUAUGUCGUGAUUGGAGCAGUAGGAGCUGGCAAGAGUUCACUUAUUUCUGCAAUUCUUGGUGAACUUCCACUAGCAGAAGGAAGCAUAGAAGUGCGUGGUGGGCUGAGUUAUGCUGCUCAAGAAGCUUGGGUUUUUGGCUCGACCGUUCGGCAAAAUAUUAUCUUCGGACAACCGUACGACCGCCAACGCUACCAAAAAGUCGUCAAAGUUUGUGCACUACUGAGUGACUUCAAACAAUUCCCCCAAGGCGACCAGACAAUAGUCGGAGAAAGAGGAAGCUCAUUGUCAGGAGGACAGAAAGCAAGAAUCAAUUUAGCUCGUGCUGUAUAUCGUCAAGCAGAUCUCUAUAUCUUAGAUGACCCACUGAGUGCUGUUGACACUCACGUGGGCAAGCAUCUAUUUGAAGAAUGUCUAGAGAGAUAUUUAUCAGGAAAAACAAGAAUCCUCGCUACUCAUCAGCUCCAGUACAUUAAAGACGUCGACGGCAUUAUCCUACUUGAACAUGGAUCCUCCAAAAUGUUCUCCAACUACGUCGACCUUCUCGCUCAAUGUCCAGAGUAUGCUACUCUUCUAGCCUCUGACUCAUCACAAGAUACCGAUGAAUCUUUCUCCGAAAAAAGCAGUAUGCGUCGACAGUGGUCUAGUUUAAGUAAUCGCAGUAGAAUAUCAAGCGAUGCUGAUGUUGAAGAAAUCGAUGAGAAAAAUAUGGAAAUUGAUAACAUUGAAGCUACAUCAAAAGGAGUCAUUCAGGGAUCACUUUUUAUUGGAUACUUUAAAUCUGCCGGCAGUUGGUGUUUUGUAAUUACUGUUGCAAUUUUUUAUGUAUUAACUCAGUUCUUAGUUAGUGCCACUGACUUCUUCAUCCCAAUUUUAGUAAACGAAGAAGAGUCUCGUAAUAGAGUCUUUUUUUCUUCCAAAAAUGUUACACUUGUCUCUUUACCGGAUUACGACAUCACCCCAGCUAUUCUCUAUAUCUAUAUCUACACUGGACUGGUUUUAUCAAUCUUUAUUGUUGGAAUCACCAGAUCUUUGUUAUUCUUCAAUUUGUGUGUUCGCAACAGUCAAAGCCUUCAUGACCGAUCCUUUGGAGCUCUUAUAAGAACGAGUAUGCGAUUUUUUGAUACGAAUCCUAGUGGAAGAAUAUUAAAUAGAUUCUCUAAAGACUUGGGAGGCAUUGAUGAAUUACUUCCGAAAGCUCUUCUCGAUGCUGGGCAAAUAAUUUUGAUGAUGUGCGGAUCAUUAGUCAUAGUGUGUGUUAUAAAUCUGUUCUUUCUAAUUCCACUAUUUGUGAUUGCGUUUAUAUUUUACUGGAUUAGAAAGGUUUAUUUAAAAACUAGUAAAAAUAUCAAGAGACUCGAAGGAAUGAUGAGAUCACCAGUAUUUACUCAUUUAAAUGCAUCGAUAAAUGGACUAACAACUAUCCGAGCUUAUGGAACUCAGCAGAUAUUGAAAUUCGAGUUUGAUAAAUUUCAAGACGUUCAUACUUCAUCAUGGUUCAUAGUUGUAGCAACAAGUAUAGCUUUCGGAUUUUCUCUAGACGUUUUUUGUUUUUUAUUUAUAACAGUUAUUACGUUCAGCUUUCUUUUGUUUGACUUCGGAAUAUCUGGAGCUGAAGUAGGUCUUGCUAUAACAACAAUAAUGUCUUUGACCGGGAUAAUUCAAUGGGGAAUGCGUCAAAGUGCUGAAGUAACGAAUCAGAUGAUGUCGGUAGAGCGAGUUUUAGAGUAUUCACUUUUACCGCCUGAGGAGAAUAUUGCGGAAGAUAAACCGACCAAGAAGGAUAAAAAAAAAGGGUUACAAGUGACGUCAAAAACAGUACAUGCACCAGAAAAUUGGCCAACAGAGGGAUGCAUCAAGUUCCAGAAUGUAUUCAUGCGUUAUUCCGAGGAAGAGCAACCGGUACUUAAAGGACUUGAAUUGGUGAUUAAACCUAGAGAGAAGGUCGGGAUUGUUGGGAGAACAGGUGCCGGUAAAUCUUCAUUGAUCUCUGCUCUGUUUCGUUUGGCCAAGGUCGAAGGAGUCAUUGACAUCGAUGGAGUGGAUACUGGAUCUAUUUAUUUAGAAGAGUUGCGUAAAAAAAUCUCUAUUAUACCUCAGGACCCUGUUCUGUUCUCUGGAACCCUGAGGAAGAAUUUGGAUCCGUUCAACGAAUUCCAAGAUUCUCUGCUCUGGGCAGCUUUAGAAGAAGUCGAGCUGAAGGAGGCUUUCACUGGAUCUAAUGGUUUAGAGUCACGGGUAUUUGAUCGUGGUACAAACUUUAGUGCCGGCCAAAGACAGCUGGUCUGUCUUGCUCGAGCUAUUCUUCGAAACAACAAAAUUCUUAUGCUUGAUGAAGCCACAGCUAAUGUCGAUCCUCACACUGAUGGUCUCAUCCAACGUACCAUUCGUAAAAAGUUUGCCAACUGCACUGUACUUACUGUCGCACAUCGACUCAACACCAUCAUGGACAGUGACAAAGUCCUGGUGAUGGAGAAGGGACGAAUGGUCGAGUUCGAUCAUCCCUACAUCCUGCUUAAAAAUGACUUUGGCCAUUUUACCUCACUCGUCAAAGAAACCGGUCGUGCUAUGACUGAACAGCUCACUCGCAUUGCAAAACAAGCAUACGAUUAUAAGCAGAACGAGAGAAAUUAAAUCACCAAAUAAAAUAAAUUUAUUUAUCAAGACCCAUGUGCUCAAUUUAUCAGUAUUUUUUGAAUUAUCUAUUUGUACAGAUGCAUAUUUAAAAUAUGUAAUAUAAUAUUUUUACUCUACUUCU
Messenger RNA from Chelonus insularis, 4968 nucleotides. Its product is annotated as multidrug resistance-associated protein 4-like. The coding region runs from base 816 to 4844 and encodes 1342 amino acids. Gene Ontology annotation, biological process: transmembrane transport. NCBI's taxonomy places the organism in Eukaryota, Metazoa, Arthropoda, Insecta, Hymenoptera, Braconidae. Gene Ontology annotation, molecular function: ATP binding; ATP hydrolysis activity; ABC-type transporter activity. The transcript is spliced from 5 exons. The record is from RefSeq and is a predicted model, not a curated record. Gene Ontology annotation, cellular component: membrane.